This is a messenger RNA of Dendronephthya gigantea, 2106 nucleotides long. RefSeq names its product carboxypeptidase D-like. Gene Ontology annotation, molecular function: zinc ion binding; metallocarboxypeptidase activity. The transcript is spliced from 5 exons. Gene Ontology annotation, biological process: proteolysis. Bases 283 to 1770 code for a protein of 495 amino acids. NCBI's taxonomy places the organism in Eukaryota, Metazoa, Cnidaria, Anthozoa, Malacalcyonacea, Nephtheidae. The record is from RefSeq and is a predicted model, not a curated record.
ACAGAGAUGAAAUUAUAAUCUGUGAGGAAGGAACCAUGACGUCUUCAUUUUGAAUAUGGAAAUUCGGGUUUGAUUACGAAUGGCAGAUGUUCAUUAAUAAAGUAUAUCAAUACGUCUCCAAGCUUUCUUUCGAUAUAAAAUUCAUUCACCGCAACAGAAUCAUCAAGAGAAGGGUACAUUUAACACAAUAAAUUGUGAAGCAUCGAUUAAAAUUUCAAACUAAACGAAGGCUGUAGAAAUAUACACUGUGAGUUGUCUUCGAUUUGAAGACAACUCUUGGCAAUGAAGAGAAUCUCGAAGACAAUUGUUGCUAUUCUGUUAGCAAUUUUUUCAACCACAUCGUUAAACGAUGCAUCAGUUGAGUUCAAACAUCACAAUUACGAUGCCCUGACGAAAGUCCUCAAGGAGUAUUCCGAAUCUUGUAAGAAUAUUUCGAAGCUGUACGACAUUGGAGAAUCCGUUGAAGGAAGAAAGCUGUGGGUUUUUGAGAUAUCCGACAACCCAGGAAAACACGAAUUAACAGAACCAGAAUUUAAGUAUGUUGGCAAUAUGCACGGGAACGAGGUUGUGGGAAGAGAGUUGUUGUUGCAUUUAAUCGCUUUGUUGUGCGAUAAUUAUGGUAAGAAUGAAGAGAUAACAAAACUCGUGGAUACAACACGAAUACACAUUAUGCCUACGAUGAACCCAGACGGUUACGAGGCCGCUUUCGAGGGCGAUUGCUCCACAGUUCAAGGUCGUCAAAAUGCUGACCACGUCGACUUAAACAGAAAUUUUCCAGAUCAUUUUCGUCACACGAAGUUACCUCCAGAGAAAGAGACGAAGUUGCUGAUCAAAUGGAUAGAAUCCAAUCCAUUCGUACUCUCAGCCAAUCUUCAUGGAGGAUCUUUGGUUGCAAACUACCCACUUGAUGAUUACCCUGUGAACUCAAGGGACAGUUCCACACCAGAUGACGAUGUUUUCAAAGAACUUGCUCUGACCUACUCAAUGAAUCACGCCACAAUGCACCUUGGCCGAGCUUGCAGCGGAUUUCCAAACGAGAAAUUCAAACUCGGAAUCACCAACGGUGCCCAUUGGUACAGCGUGGAAGGUGGGAUGCAAGAUUACAACUAUUUUCAUAGUAAUUGCUUUGAAAUUACUUUGGAACUAAGUUGUUGUAAGUUUCCUUACGCCAAGGAACUUCAAAAGUACUGGAACGACAACAAAGAAGCUCUCCUUGCAUUUAUACAGAAGGUGCAUUCAGGUAUUUACGGGACAGUUAGGGACCUCAAUGGUAAGCUUCUCGCCGGUGCUGAAGUCAGUGUCGAGAAGGGUCGAAAAGUUGUGAAAACUGCUAAACAAGGAGACUACUGGCGAUUGCUUAAUCCUGGAAUUUACGAAGUAACGGUUUCCCUCCCUGGCUUUCCGGGAAAGUCGGUUUCGAGAAGUGUCAGGGUUGGAGCCGGUCCUACAAGACUUGAUUUUGUGAUUGAGUUGAAAGACGGAAGAGAAGUGACAAGUAAUAAAACAUUGAUAGAUUAUGGAAAGAACGAGAAAAAUGAUAAGAAAAAUGGAAUUAUAGUUAAUGAUAAGCCUCACAGUCAGAACGAUGCCAACAAUGAGAUAUCACGAAGCACAAACAAUGCCAAGGGUGGUAAAUCUUCCAGUCCCGGGGUUAUUGCUAUUGUAUUGCUUAGUGUAGCGGGGGUGUUGUUGAUUGCUAUCGUCGUUAUGGUGUUGUAUUACAAGAAAGCUCGGAAAGAUUAUGAUUAUUCUAAGAUGGAAUUCACUUAGAUAGACUUACAGUCACAGACAAUUUCACUAACGUUUUUCGCUCGGCAUACUUACCAGCCAACAUUCAGGCCUUCCUUACUUCGGAUUGAAGUUUUGAUAAGAGCUAUAUCUAAAAUAUAACCCAACCACAGCUUGUUUUGCAGUCUCAGAAUAAUCAAGUAUUGUGUAGAUUUUGAAGCGCUAUUCUUGAAAUUACCUCAUCAGGCACCAAAAAUGUUGAAGCGAAAAACUUUAGUGAAAUCAGGUCUUAUUUAAGGACAGUCGGUAGGGAAGUUGUACAUUAAUGUUCAAUGUAUUAUAUCAAUGAAUCUUAUUCAAUAAAAAGUCUACUGCUCA